GUGAGAAUCUUGCCGGCAGUUCGAAAUAUUCAGAGGAAUGAAGAACCUUUGGAAUUCACUGUUUGCGCUUGCGUUGCUAGAACUUUGCUGGAUUGGUGCAAAAGUGGUGAUAAAUGAAGAAUCAACCUGUGAGGAUGUUAUCAAAUCCGGUGAAUGUAACUGUACGAAAGGAUUGCUAUCGUUGUUUCUAAAGUGUAACUUUUCAAAUGCCAUCAUCGAAGGAAGAUUUAAGGGAAAAGAUUCGGCGACGAUAGAAUGUAGUGGAGAACCGUUCGUGAACAGAUCGUUUAUCAUUGGCAAGCGAAAUGCGGUGUAUUUGCGGAAUUGUAUAUACCAAUCGCCAUGGACGCUGUGGCAGAUGCUCGAUGAGCUGGGAUCAAGUGACGAGAAGGAAAUUGAAAUAAAAUAUGAUAAUUUCACGGAGAUCAAUCUUGCGGCAAACUUUUUUCAAGGGUUUCAGGAAUUGCGAUCGCUUCGGCUUAAUUUCAGGAUUAUCCAUAUGACAUCAGAAACAUUCAACGACUUGAAAAAGCUAGAAAUGCUAAGUCUUAGAGGAAGAUACGGUCAUUUACCAAAUGAUCUACUGAAGAAUCUUGACAAUCUCGUGGAACUCACCUUGAAGGACAACCAACUCGAAGAAAUUCCAUCAACUUUUUUCAUUGCGCAAAGUAAACUCACUCACCUGGAUGUCAGCAUGAACUUACUGCGGCGUAUCACAGAAGACACGUUCCAAAAACUAACCUCACUAGCUCACCUGGAUUUGAGCGACAAUCGCAUUGAAUCACUGCACGAAAGGAGCUUCCAAGGAAUGAUGGAAUUAAAAUUCCUAAGUCUCAAGUCCAACAAACUUGAAACUCUACCGGACAGUUUGCUCCGGGGGUUGAUCCUGUUGGCUAAUUUGGAUCUCUCGGGGAACCAGCUGCGAGUACUACCACCGGAUCUGUUGCGGAACCAUACGCAGCUUUUUAGAUCCGAUUUGUCGAAGAAUGGCAUAGAGACGCUACCGGGAAUGCUGUUCGAAACCAAUGCCGCUCUGCAGUAUAUCAACAUCAGCUACAAUAGUUUGAUAACUUUACCCAGCAAAAUAUUCCACUCGUUACAGAAACUCAUCUCGCUGGAUGUGAGCAACAAUCAGCUAGGUUCGCUGGAUCCCGAUGUCUUCGAGCACAGUCCCUACGUCAUCUUUCUGUACUUGCAAAACAACCGUCUGUGGUUCGCCGGAUCCCUGUACCGCAGCGUUUACGAUUUCCAAGAAGGCUCCCGUUCUCCGUUCUGGCCAGUAAGAGCACAGCUUCGCGAGCUUAACCUACGGAAUAACAGCAUCGAUCGUAUGAACAUUGCUUGGAUUGAAUCUCCGGAGCUUAGGGAGCUGGACCUAAGUCACAACCGGCUGUCCAAGUUUGACAAUGAGGAUUUUAAGUUAACGUCCAAUCAGAUGGUGGUGAACCUGGAGCAUAAUCAAAUAACGAUGCUCUCGCUGUUGGCAUCGGAUGCGACGAAGGGUAGCGGAGGCUUCGUUUUAUUCAAGCUAAACCACAAUCCGGUGAACUGCGAUUGUCGGAUAGCUUCAUUUGUACGAUUUCUUCAAAUGACUGGACACGUCUACCGGCGGUGGCGAUUCACGGUCGAUCAUCUUCGUUGCCGUGAACCGGAGGUCAACCGGGACAUCAACGUGGUUAAGGUUAAUGUUGUCAAUCUGAUUUGCCAACGGGAAGAGCAUUGCCCGGAAGGCUGCCGCUGUUUUGUACGGUGGAACAAUGAAUCGGUGCUGGUGAAUUGCGAUGAACGGAAUCUUACGGAACUACCGAUUCUGCACAAUGUAAGUCGGAGCUUCAAGUACGUGGAGUUAUCUGUGAGAAACAACAGUAUUCGGACAAUGUCGUUGCAAAACAGGCUAGGUUACGAGAAAGUAAUACAAUUUUAUGCGAGUCAUAAUCAGAUGCAGAAUCUGACCGCGAAUCUCUUUCCCAACGUUCGAGUUUUGGACUUAUCGAACAACAAUCUCAGCUGUUUGCUACAACUAACGCACCUACUGAACUCCAGUGACAAUCUCCAGAGCGUUAAUCUAUCGUUUAAUCAUUGGCAGUGCGAUUGCAAGUCGAUCGAUCAACUGAAAUUCAUUCAGAACUCAACGGAUCGAAUUGUGGAUAGCAAGUAUAUGCGUUGCUCGGAUGAUCGCGACUUCAAUCUGCUCACCGUCAGUGACGUGUGUGCAGCAAGCACGGUCGCUACUGCCAUCGUAAUAGCAUGCCUCUUUAUCAUUUUUACUUUGGCAGCAAGUUUUGCUUGUUAUGUAUACCAAAUCGAAAUUAAGAUUUGGCUAUUUACAAACAAUUUCUGCUUGAGUCUGGUGACCGAAGAAGAAAUCGACAAGGAUAAGCUGUACGAUGCAUUCGUUUCCUAUUGCCAUCAGGAUGAGGAAUUUGUCAGUACGACAUUGGUGCCACGAUUGGAAAACGCUCCCAUGAAUCUGAAGGUAUGCUGGCACAUGCGCGAUUGGAGCCCGGGUGAAGUGAUCACCACUCAGAUAGUGCAAUCGAUCGAAAAUUCCCGCCGUACGAUCGUCGUCCUGUCCAAGGACUUUUUGGAAUCGAGUUGGGGCCAGCUGGAGUUCCGAACGGCUCACGUGAAUUCGAUGGCGGAGAAACGGAUACGGGUGAUAAUCGUGAUCUACGGGGAUUUGGGUGACGAAGACCGGAUCGAUUCGGAGAUGAAGGCCUACCUCAAGACCAACACCUACAUUAGGUGGGGUGAUCCAUGGUUUUGGCCUAAACUACGCUACUCUAUGCCACAUCCGGCCCGAGUGAAAGGAAUACGCUGGAAGAGGGAUGGUGAUGAGGUGGAAAUCGAAGGACCAUCUGGAGGAGGCAGUUGAAUCA
Molecule: messenger RNA, 2879 nt
Organism: Ochlerotatus camptorhynchus
Lineage: Eukaryota; Metazoa; Arthropoda; Insecta; Diptera; Culicidae
Product: protein toll-like
Exons: 3
Coding region: 38-2875 (945 amino acids)
Biological process (GO): immune response; toll-like receptor signaling pathway; inflammatory response
Cellular component (GO): plasma membrane
Molecular function (GO): transmembrane signaling receptor activity; protein binding
Source: RefSeq, a predicted model, not a curated record